UGUUGACAAGCGGGUUCACACGUGUGCCGGUGCCCUCGCUGGUGCGGCAACAUCGCCCCUCCUCAUUUAUCUCCUCCUUUUUUUCUUGUUAGAAUUUUUCUUUUACUCCCCUUUUUAGCUCGCUCUCUCUCCUCUCUCUCUCUCCAAAGUUCACUCUCAAGCAUCAAUCAGUAGCCCCACCACCACGCACCACCACCACCACCACCACCACCACCACCACCUCCUAUAGCCGCACCGGCGAUACCCGAAAAAGAAAAAAAGAAAAAAAUAAUAAAAAAAAAAACCUUGUGGUGGGGGAAGAAGGAGGUGGAGGAAGAGGAGCAAGGCUUUCAUUUCGUACAGCGACGCUCCGGCCGUCUUCUUCCGUCGCCGCUCCAGCAGCGCCGCGUGCUUCGCUCGAGCUCGCAUGCUUCUCCGUCGCUCCGUCGCAGCGAAGGAAAUUCGGAGCUCCGGAUUCGGCUCCUCGCGUCUCCGUCUCGCUUUCUUUCUCCGUUCCCGAAGCUACUCCCAGCUUCGACCGCACGGUGCUUUUCGCUGAAGCGAUGUGAAAAUAUCUACGGCCGAUCAAAUCUCCGGCUUUAGAUCCGGACAGCGAUUGAAGCGGAGCGAGGAGGAAGCUUCGUCACCACGAAUGCUUCUCUUUAGAAUUACUCCUCCGGCGAGCUCUCCUGCUUUUUUCCAGCUGUUCUGCAGAUUCCUGCGAAUCGAUCGCGUCUCUUCGGGAAACUAGGCGGUCCGCGGUGGUUUUCCGAGCUCCGAGAAGGGAGAAUUCGGAUUUUAUUCAUUUAUUUUCUUUCGGCGGUUUUUUCUUCUUCUUUUUUUCUCGAGAUGGAAUCGGAUCUUCAGCAGCAGCAGCAGCAGCAGCACCAUCAUCAUGCCUUUCUGGAUCACGGUCACGACCCUCCGCUGCCUCAGCAUCACCAGCAGCAACAGAUGAGCUCGGGCCUGUCGCGUUACCGAUCCGCGCCGAGCUCCUUCGCGAGCUUGUUCGAGAGGGAUUUCUGCAACGAGUUGCUCGGCCGGCCUCCGAGUCCGGAGACGGAGCGGUUCCUCGCGCGGUUGAUCUCCGGCGGCCAGGACGAAUCGCCGGCGGCGGCGGCGGCGGCGGCGCAGAAUCUCGGUGGAUUUCAGCGGAGUCCGCCGCAGAACGAAGUGACCAAUCCCCAACCGCAGCUCAUGGAGGCGGUGAAGAGCGAAGCGAAUGUUAUUCCUCAGCAGCAGAGUAACUACUCGUCUGGUUCUUACUAUCAAAGUUCAUCUCAACAGCCUCAACCGCCUCGGCCGAAUCCAAGCUCGACCUACGGGGCCGCUGGUUCGGAUCGGUUGCCGCCGCCGCCGAAAGUUGGCGGUUCGAAUCCGAAUCUCGUUCGCCAUAGCAGCUCACCUGCAGGGCUAUUCGCCAACAUCAACAUUGAUAACGGCUUUGCUUCUAUGGAGAGCAUGAGGAAUUUUGUCGCUUGCGGCGGAGCAAAUGCCGAGGCAUCUUUUGCUAAUGCGAAUAGGUUGACCAAUCACAUGAGCUACUCAUCCAGGUCCGCUGUGGGACAUAUGAGUCCGAUUUCCGAGCUCGGGGAUAAACGCAUGGAAGCCUCCAUUGAUGAAGGUGCAGCUUUUGGUGAAGGUAACGCUAACGAUUAUGUUGCGGGUUAUCCUAUGAGCUCUUGGGAGGAUUCGGCCAGCAUGUCUGAAAAUUUUAAUGCUCUGAAAAGAAGCAGAGAUGAUGAUAAGAAGUUUUCAGGCCUAAAUGCAUCAGAUUUGGUGAACGAGGAGGUUAGGAGCCGUCCUCCCAUGGGUUUGACGCAUCACUUAAGUCUGCCAAAAACUUCGGCAGAGAUUUCGUCCAUUGAAAAGUUUUUGCAGUUGCAAGAUUCUGUGCCAUGUAAAAUUCGUGCUAAGCGAGGUUGUGCCACUCAUCCUCGUAGCAUCGCUGAGAGGGUUAGGAGAACCAAAAUCAGCGAAAGAAUGAGGAAACUACAAGAUCUCGUGCCAAACAUGGACAAGCAAACCAACACUGCAGACAUGUUGGAUUUGGCUGUUGAUUACAUAAAAGAUCUCCAGACACAGGUUAAGGGCCUGUCUGCGAAUCGUGCCAGAUGUACGUGCCUGAAUAGGCAGCAGCAAUAAUCACACCAGAUCCCAGGAAGGGAGACUCGUGUGCACUGUACAGAGCUAUAGGAGUUUGCAGGAAAGACAGCACUCUCAGAAGGCAAAUUUGGGCUUCUCUGUGCAAGCGAAAAAGAAGAUGAUAGGUAUGGUCAGGCGUGGAGACGAGAAGUUACAAAGAUAGAAAAGAAGGCUCUGAAAAGCCAAACCGAAACAGAAACUCGCUGGGUACCCCCGUAUGGAAAGCAAGAGAGGACCUGAAGAAAAGCCUCUAUGGUGUAAAGGGCGUGUCAGAUAGUAAAUGUCUUUUCGUGUUGUAAAGAUUAGGUCGGGACGUUCACCUAAAUUGCGGAUAGAUCUCUGUAUUUAUUAAAAGAGGGAGGAGAAAGCAAUAAGGGGGGGAAGAUAAGGUUUCGUUGCUAGCGUGGCCAACGACAAUAAAGAGAGAGAUGCGAUCGAUGGUUGGCGAAAAGCAUUGAAUUGGAAAAGAGAGCGAUGCGGGGGCCACUCACGUUCGUCCCUCGACCGUCGCUGUUGAAGGGGACCGGUAUUAAUGACCACCCCCCCAAAUGGCCAAAGUCGAGGUUAGAUGCCGGACCUAAGGGGAGCCUCUGAUGUGUCUCUGUUGUCCCUUCCUCAAUUGGCGACUCUUGUUAGUGUAUCUGCAUUCCAUGGUCUGCGUGUCCCAGCGCUGUCAUGCGAUGCUCGAUCGUUAAAAAUUAUGGAUUUUGUCUUGUAUUA
Molecule: messenger RNA, 2844 nt
Organism: Eucalyptus grandis
Lineage: Eukaryota; Viridiplantae; Streptophyta; Magnoliopsida; Myrtales; Myrtaceae
Product: transcription factor bHLH130
Exons: 7
Coding region: 829-2124 (431 amino acids)
Biological process (GO): regulation of transcription by RNA polymerase II
Cellular component (GO): nucleus
Molecular function (GO): DNA-binding transcription factor activity, RNA polymerase II-specific; protein dimerization activity; RNA polymerase II cis-regulatory region sequence-specific DNA binding
Source: RefSeq, a predicted model, not a curated record